Cuculus canorus (common cuckoo) is the source of this 1264-nucleotide messenger RNA. RefSeq names its product 5-hydroxyisourate hydrolase. The coding region runs from base 761 to 1120 and encodes 119 amino acids. Gene Ontology annotation, biological process: purine nucleobase metabolic process. The transcript is spliced from 2 exons. The record is from RefSeq and is a predicted model, not a curated record. Lineage: Eukaryota; Metazoa; Chordata; Aves; Cuculiformes; Cuculidae.
UGUGUGAAUCAGCAUCUAUGGGCUGGCUUUCAGCUUUCCCAGCAGGACAUGGCCAAUGUCACAUCCAUUGCCUGCUCCUGGCAGCUCCCACAUACCCGGCCACCGCAGCAUCAACGAACUCCAGGUGCUUUCCAGGGAAAGAGGCGAGGCAGGAAUGGCAGCUCUGCCACAGCUCCUCCUGGCCUGGCACCCCAACAUCCCACCGGGCUCUGCUCCAUCGGCCCCGGGGCUGUGGAGCUGGUGGGGCAAGGGUGCCGUCAGGGUUCCAGGGCGCACCUCCCAGGGGGAAGCCACCUGCGCUGGCUCAGCCCAGCCAGGGAGGAGCGCCCAGUCUUGCUGCAGCUCUGCGCUGGGAUAGCGGCAUCCAGCCUCGCCAGCUCCGUGGGAAGAGGCACCAGCCAAGGCAGCCUGGGCAGGGGAUGGCAUUUUGCACGGUGUCACCAGCCACAGGCCCCUGGUUGAGCAGGACGGAAGAGAGCCAGGUAAGCAGCCGGGCAGCCUUGGUCACUGUUGUUCCUCUCCAGCAUUGCUGCUUCAGUCAGCAGCCGAGGCCCAGAGCCAGCGCUGGGGUGGCAGCAAGGGCUGCUCCAGGGAGGGGGCACGCAGGGAAGCCGGGCAAGGGCCACUCCGGAGAGGCGCUGGGGUUGGCUGGGGUGCUUGGCUGUGGCACUGCCUGCUGUAGCACGGCAGACGAGAGAGGCACGCAGUACUGCUGGGACACAUUCCAGCCCCGCUUACUCCUCUGCUCCAGGCUGAAGGCAUGACUGAAAUGGUGAAUGGCUCCCUGACCACCCACGUGCUGAACACGGCCACGGGGCUGCCGGCAGAUGGGGUUGCCAUCCGCUUGGCCCGGCUGCAGGAGCCAGGGCUGCAGUGGACGGAGCUGGAGCAGAGGUGGACAGACAAGGAUGGGCGCUGCCAGCUGCUCCUGGCACCAGGGCAGGCCAAGGCCGGCACCUACAAGCUGCACUUUGAGACGGCGGCGUACUGGCAGGGCCUGGGGCACGUCAGCUUCUACCCCUUCGUGGAGGUACAGAACGUGGGGAGCAGGGGAUGGGGGCCACGGGAUACAGCUGAAGCCACGGGGGGACCAGAGCCAGGGUACGGGAGUCCUACAUGAACUGCAUGCCCCAGCCUCCCUCCUGCAGCACUGCCGGCUCUGCUCCGAGCAUCCCUCGGGGCCUGGCUCAGGCUAGGUGAGCCCCACCAGAGGGGGAUCCCAGCCACUGCCUCCUCACUCUCCCCCAGGUCGUCUUCACCAUCA